Messenger RNA from Schistosoma curassoni, 5890 nucleotides. The record is from the annotation of a GenBank genome assembly. NCBI's taxonomy places the organism in Eukaryota, Metazoa, Platyhelminthes, Trematoda, Strigeidida, Schistosomatidae.
GCGCACUAAAUUCUGGCGAGGUUGUGGGUUUUACGUUACCCUUGUUUGUGUUUUUGAAGUCUGCACUUCAGUUGACACAAUCAUCAACUUCACUAUCUUGUUUGAUUAUAAAAUGGAUACGGAUUUAUAUGAUGAAUUCGGGAAUUACAUUGGGCCUGAUCUUUUAUCUGACGAAGAGGUGGAGGACGAUGUAAAUAGUGUUGACGAUGAAGGUACCGAGGAGGAAGAUAUAGCUCAGGAUGCUGUUAAUCACAUUGAAACAAAUGAUGUACAAGAAGAAAGUUUGGCUGUUAUUCUUCAUGAAGAUAAAAAGUAUUAUCCAAGUGCACUAGAAGUCUAUGGUCCCGAGGUUGAAACCUUAGUACAGGAAGAAGAUGCCCAGCCGUUAACACAACCAUUAAUAGAACCAGUUCGCCGCAAAAAGUUUGCUUACACUGAAGCAUCAAUUCCAACGACAACGUACGACCCUGAAUUCUUGGCUGAUCUUAUGGAUUGUCCGGAAUUGAUUCGCAACGUUGUUCUUUGUGGACAUUUGCAUCAUGGCAAAGUAUGUCCGAAAUUUUUCUUGAAUUAGAACUUUACAGACUUCCUUCAUGGACUGUUUGAUAGAACUUACUCACCCUGAUAUUGAAGCGAAAGAAGACAAAAAUCUCAGGUACACUGAUUUCUUGCACAUGGAGGUAGAAAGAGGGCUGAGUAUAAAAUCUACUCCAGUCUCCUUGGUGCUGCGCAGCAUGCAAGAAAAGUCGUAUCUGUUUAACAUAUUUGAUACACCAGGUCACGUCAAUUUUUCCGAUGAAGUAACUGCUGCAUUUCGACUCGCUGAUGGAAUCUGUCUGUUGGUGGACGUCAGCGAAGGUGUACUUUUAAACACCGAACGUAUUCUUAAACAUGCUCUACAAGAACGACUACCGGUAACACUGUGCAUCAACAAAAUAGAUCGUCUCAUAAUUGAACUAAAAUUGCCACCAAUGGAUGCGUAUUACAAAAUCAAGCACAUAAUUGAUGAAGUAAAUUCAAUUCUUCUGACUUAUUCUGAAGGUGCAGGUAUUACGGAUGAUACACAACCUGUUGUCAGCCCAUUAUUGGGAAAUGUAUGCUUCGCAAGUACUUAUUACCGAUUCUGUUUUACUUUGGAAUCAUUUGCGAGAAUAUAUAUGGAUACAUUUUCUAACGGUAUGGAUCACAAAGAAUUCGCUGGACGUUUAUGGGGUGAUAUAUAUUUUAAUUCUAAAACAAGAAGAUUUCAAAAACGGCCACCUUCUGCGAAUUCACAACGAACAUUUGUAGAUUUUAUUCUGGAACCUUUAUAUAAGAUUUUUGCUCAAACUGUUGGCGAUGUUGAUACUUGCUUGCCGUCAUUAUGUUCAGAGUUGGGUAUCUAUUUAACGAAAUCCGAAAUGAAACUGAAUAUACGCCCACUUUUGCGUUUGAUAUUUAAACGAUUCUUUGGCGAUUUCUCUGGAUUUGUGAAUAUGUGUGCAGAACAUAUACCAAGUCCGGUUAACUCAGCCGCAACUAAAGUGGGAUCAACGUAUACUGGCACACUAGAUAACGAUCUCGGACGUGCCAUGAUAAAAUGCAACAUGAAUUACGAACAUGUAAUGGUUCAUACUACCAAACUUUAUCCUGAUCAAGAAGCUAUCUCUUUUCAUGUUUUUGGACGAGUUAUGUGUGGUACCUUAUUUGCUGGUCAAACCGUCCGUGUUUUAGGCGAAAACUACACACUUUCUGAUGAAGAAGAUUCACGACCAGCUACAGUUGGCCGUUUGUGGGUAUCUAUCGCGCGUUACCAGCUGGAGGUGAAUCGGGUACCAGCGGGUAAUUGGGUGUUGAUUGAGGGUGUCGAUCAUCCUAUUGUGAAAACAGCUACAUUAACAUCAGCGGAUGCCCGUGGAGCAUAUAUAUUCAGACCCUUAAACUUCAAUACUUCUUCAGUUGUUAAGAUUGCCGUGGAACCUGCCAAUCCUUCUGAGUUACCUAAAUUGUUGGAUGGUCUCAGAAAAGUUAAUAAAAGUUAUCCUCUCCUCGCCACCAAGGUUGAAGAAUCAGGUGAACGUGUCAUUCGUGGUACUGGUGAAUUGUAUUUAGAUUGUGUUAUGCACGAUUUGCGCAAGCUCUACUCUGAUAUCGAUGUGAAAGUUGCUGAUCCUGUUGUAGCGUUUUGCGAGACAGUUGUGGAAACUUCCUCUUUGAAAUGCUUUGCUGAAACACCAAAUAAGAAAAAUAAGUUAACUAUGAUCGCUGAGCCACUCGAUAAGGGUUUAGCUGAGGACAUAGAGAAUAAGGUUGUGCAAAUCACUUGGCCAAAAAAGCGACUCGGAGACUUUUUCCAGAAAAAGUAUGACUGGGAUUUGCUUGCCUCCAGGUCUAUAUGGGCUUUUGGGCCAGACGCUACUGGUCCGAAUAUACUAAUGGAUGAUACAUUACCGUCUGAAGUUGAUAAGAAUUUACUACUUACUGUCAAAGAUUAUAUCGUGCAGGGUUUCCAAUGGGGUACACGUGAAGGACCACUGUGUGACGAACCAAUUCGCAAUGUGAAAUUUAAAAUAUUAGAUGCUCUGAUUUCUGGCGAAGCACACCAACGGGGUUCUGGACAAAUAAUUCCUACAGCUCGCCGAGUUGCCUACUCUGCUUUCCUCAUGGCUACACCUCGCUUGAUGGAACCUUAUUACUUGGUUGAGGUACAGGCGCCUGCGGAUUGUGUUUCAGCGGUAUAUACAGUUCUUGCUCGUCGUCGUGGUCAUGUGACACAUGAUGCUCCUAUAUCUGGAUCUCCUUUGUAUGUUAUCCGUGCAUUUGUACCCGUCAUUGAUUCAUUUGGAUUCGAGACAGAUCUUCGAACUCAUUCUCAAGGACAGGCAUUUUGUAUGCUUGUUUUUAACCACUGGCAAAUGGUUCCAGGAGAUCCUCUCGACCGUUCAAUUCAAAUACAGCCUUUGGUCCCACAACCUGCUACUCAUUUGGCUCGGGAGUUUAUGGUUAAAACUCGUAGAAGAAAGGUUAGUAAAAUUAUUGAAGUGUGGUCUUGGGUGUUUGAAAAGUAAACGAAAAUAAAGCAAACAUGAUUUCUUGAGUUUUCAUCAUAUUCUCAAGAAAUAUGCUAUACAAACACUGGAACAAAUGUUUCUUGUAGUAUCGUUCAUUAUUUUUGAUAAGACUAUCUAUAUAUUAACUUAUAUCAUUACACUAAAGUGUAACAAGCAAACAAUCGUUAGAACAUGUAAAUACAGGCUGAAACUAUAAAUACUGCUAGUGAUUGUAAGUUUUCAUUUUAUUUGCCAGCCUCUUGUUUUGUUGUCUACUACAAAUCUUUAUUGAAACAAUCAGUCAGCUACAGAGUAGGACCAGACAGAUAUAUGCAUCGGUCCAAGUUGCCAUAUCUCAUCAGUACAACAAGAUGAACACCAAGUUCAUAGAACCAGUUACUUCAGUAGUAGUAAACAAAGAUUCCGUAUAAGGAUAUGAUGCAGGAGAAAUUAGUUCAUAAAAAGUGAGGUAUAAAGUAAUUUCAAUCUCACUGUUUAAGGGCAGACCAGAAGUUAAUGACUUUAUGGACUGAUGCUACGUUUUGGUUUGAUCGACCCUAACCUAUCUGUCUCCAACACCAGUCAGCAUUGCGCGCUGUAAUAAUAGGUGGUCGGGCAUGCGUAAUACGUGGCCCAACCAUCUAAGUCGGUGAAGAUUUACAACCUCAUCAAUCGAUUUACCAUAAUUCCCUAAUACUCUGCGUCUAACCCCACUAUUACUUACCCGGUGAUCCCAACAGAUGCUGGCAAUAUUCCUAAGACAUCUGUGAUCAAAUGCUAGUAACUUGCAAGUGUCUUCUACUCUUGAUGACCACGUUUCACAGCCAUAAAGUAAAACAAAACGAACUGCUGAGCAGUAUACUCGUGCCUUAAUUGAUAGACGGAUAUAUCGCCUAAGCCAUAGAUGACGUAAGUUGGCAAAAGCCAGAUGAGCUUUUUGAAUCUGUGCUGAGAUUUAUUCAGACACCAACCCAUUGGGGCUGAUUAGACUUCCAAGAUAAACGAAGUUGUCGAUGCGUUCGACUACUUUACUCCCUAUCCUUAGUUCAGAUGUUGACGCAGGCCAGUUCUGACGCAACAACUUGCAUUUAGAGGGGGAGGAACGCAUCCCAGACAUGAUAGCACUGUUGCUCAGUACUACCAAUAAACUGCAUUUUAUCGGCGUCUUCAUCAUCUGCGUAUUCUAAGUCGAUAAGUGGACCUCCUGGAGGGAGAUCAAUGCCCGAAAAUUCAGACGAAGAGAGCGUUAUUCCCAGCAGUAGGUCUAUGAAGUUGAACAAAAAUGGAAAUAGGGGACAGUCUUGCCGGACACCACUUGGGGUUGCAAAAUCAGAUGACAGUUCGCCGCAAGCUCCGACUAUACUGGUACUGUUCAAGUAAAGAGCCUUCACGAGGUUUAUGUACUUCUGAGGUACACCUUUCAAUGACAGACACUACCACAGAACCUCUCGGUCUACAGAGUCAAAUGCUGCUUUUAAGUUGAGAAAAACUAUCGUUGUCGGACGCCAAUAAGCAUGCUUGUGUUCUAGAACCCGACGAAGGGUGAAGAUGUGGUCGAUGCAGCCACGAUCAGGUUUGAAGGUGGCCUGAUUUCCUCGUGUUUGCAGUUCACGCGUCUUUGUUAGGCGUCCGAUAAUCAUUGAGGCUAGUAUCUCAGACACUAUAUUACUUAAACUAGCCCUCUAUAAUUAUCACAGGAUGAUUUUGACUCCUGUGUUGCGACCACUCAGAUGGGAUUAUGUCCAACUCCCAGAUUUUUGCUGAAAUAUUAGUCAACCUAAUCGCUUAAACUAGACCACGGUUCUUAAAAACGUUUUGGUUCAAUCCAUCUAGACUGUCUGCUCUUCCUUGUUUUAGUUUAGCUGUAGGUUUCUGAACCUCAAUUAUUGUAUGUAGGUCUAUUCCAGUGUAUCUCAUCGGUCCCAGUUUUAGCUUGGUGAGGUCAAGUGAUUGACCGUUCUCUGAUCCUGUAUGCAUGUUUCGGAUUGACAUCAUACACCAAUCGUACGAGAUUCUGGUGUCUUUGCCAAAGGGGCCUGAUGACCAACUUGACAUAGAGUACGUUCUUUGAAAACUCCAUUAUGUAGUGUGGAACCGAGUUUCAGUUGACCUGGUAGUUUCUCGUGUACUACAAUCGUUAGACAUAGUGACACAUUAGGAGGGAGUUUAGAGUCGGGAUAGGGAGGAGUAAUAGGAAUUGAUGAGGGAAACUGAUUAUGAAUAUAAUGAUCCAGAGUGCUUUUAGAGAGAUGUAUUUCCAUGGGGUAUGGUGAGGUGUGUAUUUUUAGGGUCGACCUUUUCUAACCGCAUCCCUCCUUGUGGGAGGGAAGCAUCGAUGUUAUGCUAGUUUAUUGAAAUGAACACGUUACUGCCGUCACACCUCUGUACAGUCAGCUGUAGAACUUCGCCCUCGGAUCUUGGGUUUGCUGCUUUUAGUCUUAGUGCUUUUCAACUGGCUUUUCUGGCAUGAUAGGACUUUACGGAACAAUUGUUCCAUUUAGUAUAGCUCGAUUGGUUCAUCACAAUAGGCAAACCCGACCACCACGUCAGUGUAGCAGCGACGGUCGGGUUAUUAGAGCAAUAAUUUUUUACCUUUUCGGGGACAUUUUGUCAUUUACUAUUAGUCUUCACUGAUGCACACCAAAAACAAUCUAUACAAUCGUUAACAUCUCACCUCAAUUUAUACCUUUAUUAUGCUAAAAAAUAUCUAUUUCCUUUUAGGGUUUGAAUGAAGAUGUAAGUAUCAACAAAUUCUUCGAUGAUCCUAUGUUGCUAGAACUAGCCAAACAAGACGUAAUGCUAAAUUAUGCACUAUAAAUUUGUACAUUUACUGUAUUUCAUAAGAAAAUAAAUAGUCGAAC